Messenger RNA from Aspergillus ibericus CBS 121593, 1556 nucleotides. It is a transcript of the gene sitA, whose product is annotated as TOR signaling pathway phosphatase SitA. The transcript is spliced from 4 exons. The record is from RefSeq and is a predicted model, not a curated record. The coding region runs from base 150 to 1313 and encodes 387 amino acids. Gene Ontology annotation, molecular function: protein serine/threonine phosphatase activity. Gene Ontology annotation, biological process: G1/S transition of mitotic cell cycle; peptidyl-serine dephosphorylation. Gene Ontology annotation, cellular component: cytoplasm. Lineage: Eukaryota; Fungi; Ascomycota; Eurotiomycetes; Eurotiales; Aspergillaceae.
UUCCGUUCAGCAACUCAUGUGCUCUGACGUUCGUGAGAGGACUUCUCUUUGGACCCCGGUACCCUCAUUAGUCUCUUUGGUAACGCCUGUUUCUUCCGGCUUCAGCGCGUCUUGCCCAUCCAGUCCCUCCAGAUCGCGCCAUUCUCAUCAUGGUGGAUAGUAAGGUCCCUCAGCCGGGACCGGCCAAGUUGAAGCGCAAUGCAGGCCCCGAUGAAUGGCUGGAGGCGGCCAAGGACUGCAAAUAUCUUUCGGAGUCACACAUGAAACAGCUUUGUGAGAUUGUGAAGGAGUUCAUGAUGGAAGAAUCGAACAUUCAGCCAGUGUCGACGCCAGUGACAAUUUGUGGAGAUAUUCACGGCCAAUUUUAUGACCUGCUGGAGCUGUUCCGGGUCUCCGGAGGAAUGCCCGAUGAAUCAGAGGUCGAGCCGCCCAAGACGUCACCGUCUGUGAUUACCUCUGAGGAUAUCGAACCCCCGUCCACCAUUACCGAUCCUAAAUUACGGAAGAAAUUGAGGAACUCCGGACACUCGGAUGACUUUGCAGAUGAGAAUAACAGCCAGCGGGGCCGGUCUUCCAGCGCAGGCUCAAAGGAGGUGACAUUGAAUCGGAACUUUGUGUUCCUCGGUGACUACGUUGACAGAGGAUAUUUCAGCUUGGAGACUCUGACGUUGCUCUUGUGUCUCAAGGCCAAAUAUCCCGAUCGGGUCACAUUGGUGCGUGGUAACCACGAGUCUCGCCAGAUUACUCAGGUCUACGGCUUCUACGAGGAGUGCUUGCAGAAGUAUGGCAAUGCCUCGGUAUGGAAAGCUUGUUGCCAGGUUUUCGAUUUUAUGACGUUGGGCGCCAUCAUCGACGGCAGGGUGUUGUGUGUGCAUGGCGGGCUGAGCCCCGAAAUCAGAACCCUGGACCAAGUUCGUGUGGUUGCGAGAGCCCAGGAGAUUCCGCAUGAAGGUGCUUUCUGUGAUCUGGUCUGGUCUGAUCCCGAUGAGGUAGAAACAUGGGCCGUGAGUCCCAGAGGCGCUGGUUGGUUAUUCGGAGACAAAGUUGCGGACGAGUUCUGCCACGUCAAUGACCUGACCCUUAUCGCGCGCGCGCAUCAAUUGGUCAACGAGGGCUACAAGUACCACUUCGCCAACCAAAACGUGGUCACCGUGUGGAGCGCCCCCAACUACUGUUACCGAUGCGGCAACCUCGCCUCCGUAUGCGAGAUCGGGGAUGACCUGAAACCGACGUUCAAGCUCUUCAGUGCUGUCAGCGACGAUCAACGACACGUUCCGACAUCGCGGCCGGGCCGCAGUGAGUACUUUCUGUAACAUAUCGCAUGGCUACACUUUUAUUCUCGUCCGCUUGCAUUUGCAAGCCAUGAGGCGUUACUGCACCGGCGCUGGCGUUGGGAGUGGAUACAGAUGGGGCCCACGCAUUGUGGGUAGGACAGGUUAUGAGCAUCAUAUAUUACGAUUUGGGACACAGUUAAUGAAGUUUCUUCUUAUGCAUACUGGACUUUGGCCCGGGUGUUAGUUUACUGUCACAUUAUCAUGAAUCGGAUGAUCGUUAUG